This is a messenger RNA of Durio zibethinus, 1297 nucleotides long. RefSeq lists its product as uncharacterized. NCBI's taxonomy places the organism in Eukaryota, Viridiplantae, Streptophyta, Magnoliopsida, Malvales, Malvaceae. The record is from RefSeq and is a predicted model, not a curated record.
UUCCAUUUGGGCCACUUUUUUACUACAAAACAAUUUAUCAAUCAUCAUCGUCUUUACAAUCAAAUCCUACGACCAAUAGUCACUGCUUUCAUAUCACAUCAUUUCAACUUGCCUACACCCUAUUCCUCCACUCUCCCUCUCUUCCAUUAAUACUAGGUCUAACGCUUGCCUAAUCUCUCUUUCCUUCUCUUCUUAAUAUCCCAACCGAGAUUUAUUCUCUCUUUGUUCUUUUUUUAAUUUCAGACAAAUCAUUCUCUCUUUAAAUCCUCGCUCUGGCCUGUGUUGGUGUUCUAAUCUUUGAUUUGUUAAAAAAAAAAAAUAGAAAUGAACGCCAAAGACAUGGGAAGGAUGGAGGAGAGAGGAUUUGAUUCAGUGGUUUGCCCUAAGCCUCGUCGUUUAGGCCUUUUCAAUUCUUCAGCUGAUCAUACCCGAAUCUUUAGAUGGCCUAACAAUAGCUGUUAUCAGACAGAGAUAAUUGAUUCGAAAGCCGGAACAGAGCUUCUUGAUUUAAUUCUCAAGGAGGGGUAUGGGGCUGAGAAACCCAGCAAUCAGGUGGCUUCAUCGCCUCCAUUUUACUGUGGAUCACCACCAAACAGGGCUUCAAAUCCUGUAAUCCAAGAUGCCCAGUUCAACAACGAGAAGCUGCUGCCUCCACUAUCAUCCCCGGCAGCAGCACCUUCACCCUCACCACCCUCACGCAUAGCUGGCGGAGGAUGCGUGAGGAUGAAAUUUGGGCAUAAGCCAGCUGCUGUCCGAAUUGAGGGAUUCGAUUGCCUCAGCAGAGAUGGCCGCAAUUGCAGCAUAUCCGCCGUGGCUUAAAACAAUGGAAACCCUCAAUUCUGAAAAAUAACCAAGUAGGGUAUUUGAUUUUGUAACAAUAUUUUGACAGAGAGAAAAGAGGGAGAUCAGUUAAAAUUACAAGCAGUAUAGUGUGCUAGUAUGGGAGUUUGUAUAUACAGUUUAAUGAGUUGGGAUUUCCUUGAACUCUCACAAUAUUUCAGUUGUAAUGAAAGGUGAAGACUGAUGAGAGCUAGCUGGAAGAACAAGUUCAUUUUCAAGAAUAAAAAUUCCAAGGAGAGGAGGAGAAGAAAAUUUCUUUCUCCUUCUGGUUUAUUUUUAAAAAUUUUUAAGUUCAUGUUGUUGUUGAUAAAGGAGACUUUUCUUUUUGUAAUAUUUUUCUGUUUGAUUACUCUGAUCCUUCGUUUGGAAUUGUAAUUUGUACGAAAACUCAGAAUUAUUAAUCCAUCCCAUGAAAAGUUUCAUUUUCUUUUUCUUUAGUUGUGGGUUAUUUUCAAUG